AGAUUGCGGGGCAACUAUUCUGAAAAACCGUGUUAAGUGGGUGGAACGGAUGACUUGUUGGGUGGAUACUUUACUAAAUUCACACCGUCAUAUCUCUCGUCUGCAGGAACAUUAAGAUGGCAGCAGUGAAAGUAGGACGGCAACUCCUUCAGCUCUCCAAUGUCAACAAUGUAUUUCGAAGAUGCUUCAAUGUCACAGCGGCCAAACCUUCACAAAUGGCUGUCAGAGAUGCACUAAACAUAGCCAUUGAUGAAGAAAUUAGUCGAGAUGAUAAAGUCUUCUUGAUGGGAGAAGAGGUUGCUAUGUAUGAUGGAGCAUAUAAAGUCACUCGAGGGCUGUGGAAGAAAUAUGGUGACGCCAGAGUGAAGGACACACCUAUUACUGAGCUUGGUUUCUGUGGAAUUGCAGUUGGAGCAGCUAUGGCAGGACUUAAACCCAUCUGUGAAUUUAUGACCUUCAAUUUCUCUAUGCAAGCUAUUGACCAGAUCAUCAACUCAGCAGCUAAAACCUUUUACAUGUCAGCUGGCUCUGUAAGUGUCCCCAUUGUUUUCCGGGGUCCAAAUGGUGCUGCAUCUGGUGUGGGUGCCCAGCAUUCUCAGUGUUUUGCUUCCUGGUACAGCCAGUGCCCAGGCCUCAAAGUUGUCAGCCCAUAUUCCUCAGAAGAUGCUAAAGGUCUACUAAAGUCAGCUAUAAGAGAUCCAAAUCCUGUUGUCUGUUUAGAAAAUGAAUUGAUGUAUGGUACACCAUUUGAGAUGUCCGAAGAAUCCUUGUCACCUGAUUUCCUCAUCCCUAUUGGUAAAGCUAAGAUAGAACGUGCAGGUAACCAUGUGACAUUAGUGUCCUUCUCCAAGACAGUCGGCACAUGUUUAGAAGCUGCUAAGGAACUGGAAAACUUAGGUGUUGAGUGUGAGGUGAUCAACUUACGUACAUUACGUCCUCUAGAUGAGGAGACUAUUGUGAACUCUGUAAUGAAAACAAAUCAUUUGGUGACAGUUGAAGGAGGUUGGCCCCAAUGUGGUAUUGGUGCUGAGAUUUGUGCAAGGAUCAUUGAAAGUCCUGCUUUUAACUACCUAGAUUCUCCAGUGCUCCGUGUCACAGGUGCUGAUGUCCCAAUGCCCUAUGCCAAGGUGCUGGAAGAGGGAGCUUUGCCACAGCCAUUUAAUAUUAUCAAAUCUGUGAAGAAAUGUCUGAAUAUAGCAUAAAGCAAUAACCAUACAGGACAUUAUCACUCGUUACAUCUCUCAAUAGCCGAUAACAACUUCGACCAUUGACCAAGCUGUAUUACAAUCUGGCGGAAAGGACAAGUUCUACAUUAACUACUCUUCUCUCAACAAAUCAUCUAGGACAAUUUUUUUUUUUAAUAAACAAUCUGUAGAGCUUAAUUUUUAAUUGAUUCUUCCGUCUUCAAAUAUAUUUGAUUACAAUCAGGAUUACAAUUUUUAUACAACUUGUCUAAGGUAACUCCUCUUCAUAGUUUCCUUAACUUUUGCCAGUGUUGGGACAUGGACUUCUGAUAGCUAUCAGAAGUUCUACUACAUUAUUUAUCAAAUACGAAAUCGUCCUUUGUUCUUCUAGAUAUUUCUAGCAAACAUCUCAAAAAAAAAACAAUUCUCUUUUUUGUUGAUUUAAAAAAAAUAAAAAUCAAUUAAAAAAAUUA
Messenger RNA from Octopus bimaculoides (California two-spot octopus), 1657 nucleotides. Its product is annotated as pyruvate dehydrogenase E1 component subunit beta, mitochondrial. Gene Ontology annotation, biological process: pyruvate decarboxylation to acetyl-CoA. The record is from RefSeq and is a predicted model, not a curated record. Gene Ontology annotation, molecular function: pyruvate dehydrogenase (acetyl-transferring) activity. Lineage: Eukaryota; Metazoa; Mollusca; Cephalopoda; Octopoda; Octopodidae. Gene Ontology annotation, cellular component: pyruvate dehydrogenase complex.